Colletotrichum spaethianum is the source of this 516-nucleotide messenger RNA. RefSeq lists its product as uncharacterized. Bases 1 to 516 code for a protein of 171 amino acids. The transcript has a single exon. Lineage: Eukaryota; Fungi; Ascomycota; Sordariomycetes; Glomerellales; Glomerellaceae. The record is from RefSeq and is a predicted model, not a curated record.
AUGCCGCAGAAAUCACAGUACGCGCAUCCCGAAGACCUUAAGCCACUCGAAGGGUUCACAGACCCGGCUACUGAAGACCCUAUUACUCCGCUGAGACCUCUCAACUGUCCUGGUCCGUCUGAUCAGGGCGACGGACCUGCUUCUAUGUGGAUUCUGAGUAAUAACGCGUCUGCCAUAAGCAUGAUGUAUAAUCGCUGGGGCAAGGGCUUUUCGCAAGAUGGUUCUUGGGGAAAGUGGACAAACAACGAGUCAAAAACCUACCUCUCUGGUAUCUAUAACGCAGUUGGACAUUUGGUUAAGCAGUCUUGGAUGGCCUCUGACGAUGUCCAAAGUCUUGCGGCAUUUGCUGCUCGAGAUGCCAAGGUCAAUUGCUUUGUUGCUGACAGCCCUCCUUGGAGCCGCGACACCCCUACUGUGACGGCCAGACCUGAUCAGAAGGACUGGAUUCGAAAGGCGGACUGCCUGGCGUUCGUUACCCAUCACAUCAAUUAUUUCACUGCCCUCUUUGUUAACUAA